GAACCCCCUGAGGACCUUCUCCGUGCUGGAGCCGGGCGGCACGGGAGGCUGCCAGGCUCACCGCAGAGCCCCCGUGGAAGAAACCGCAAAGCUCGGGAAGUGUCUGGUGGCCCAGAACGGCGGGUACUUCGACAUGAGGACCGGAGAGUGCCUUGGGAACGUCGUGAGCGAUGGAAAGCUGGUGAGAAACUCUGGAGGCCUGCAAAACGCUCAGUUUGGCAUCCGGAAGGAUGGCACCAUGGUGUUCGGUUACCUGUCUGAGGAAGAUGUCUUGGAUCAAGCAAACCCUUUUGUGCAGCUUGUGAGCGGAGUGGUUUGGCUCCUAAGAGAUGGAGAAGUGUACAUCCAUCAGAGCCAAAUGGCUGAGUGCGAUGAAAUUCAAACCACAGGAACCUUUGACAAGUUCAUCAAUGUGAUAUCAGCCAGGACUGCGGUUGGACACAACAGGCAGGGGCAGCUGGUCUUGGUUCAUGUGGAUGGACAGACAGAAUCCAGAGGGGUCAACCUCUGGGAAAUGGCUGAAUUUUUGAAGAAACAAGGAAUCAUCAAUGCCAUCAACCUGGAUGGUGGAGGGUCUGCAACACUGGUCUUAAACGGGACCCUGGCAAGCUACCCGUCUGAGCACUGCUCCUUUGACAACAUGUGGCGCUGCCCUCGGAGCAUCUCGACCGUUGUGUGCGUCCAUGAGCCCGCCUGCGAGCCCGCAGACUGCAGCGGUCACGGGGACUGCGUGGAAGGGGAGUGCCGUUGCGCCGGGGGCUUCUGGAGGGGCCCAGCCUGUGACAUUUUGGACUGCGGCCCUUCCAACUGCAGCCUGCACGGCAUCUGCACCGAUGCUGGAUGCCGGUGCGAUGCUGGCUGGACCGGCAGCAGCUGCAGCGAAGCUUGUCCGAGCGGUUUCUAUGGGGAUGCUUGCACCCAGAAAUGCCAGUGCCGCAACGGUGGCUCGUGUGACCCCAUGCACGGAGCCUGUUCCUGCCCCGCUGGGUACUACGGCACCAGCUGCGAGCAAGAGUGUCCCAUGGGCUGGUAUGGACCGAACUGCCAGAAGCCCUGUGCGUGUGAACACGCGUGUCCCUGCGACCGGGAGACAGGCAGCUGCAACGUCACCUACGACUCGGCCAUACAGGACCAGUUAAACAAAGCUGGGCAGUGUUUGGCUUCCCAGAAUAAGGGAAGGAGCAAAAAGUUCUCUCUGUCAGAAAAAACCUGUGUCUCUGUGACUUCUGUCUUGGCUCUGCUGCUCGUGAUCAGCGCCCUGGGAAACGCAGGCCUUUUUCUCAAGGCGCGGUCAGAGAGGCACCGUGAGAGCGGCCGCUAUCUCUACCAGCCCCUGAGGGAGAUGAACGGGGAAGCCAGUCACCCCUCCACAUCUGCUGCCUGCGAGCCAGAAGAUCCCCAGGACCAGAGUCAGGCGCUCCUCCAGAGUCCCGGAUGA
Messenger RNA from Balearica regulorum gibbericeps (East African grey crowned-crane), 1438 nucleotides. Lineage: Eukaryota; Metazoa; Chordata; Aves; Gruiformes; Gruidae. The record is from RefSeq and is a predicted model, not a curated record.